CCGGAUGGUGAUAGGGUGGUGGAGAGGGGGGUGAGGUGAUGGAGGUCAGAGGGGGGCGCGAACGUUUGGCACAAAGGGAUGGAACCGUCAGGGAGGGAGAGGGUUGUCGCUGAUCAUGCCAAGGGAAGCCUCGAAGAGAACCCGACAGAGUUUCUCAGCUUGAGCAGCGCAAAAGCAUCUGUCUGUAGUGGGCAGCUCCUGUUCGUUCUUGUUGUACCCGCAAGGUUGAGAUUGCAUACCGAUGCCUUUGCGUAAUGGUACGGGAGAGCAAGCAGGAAGGUAACAACCAUGAAUGGGAAGAGCGUGUGGAGGGAAACCCACUGAUUGUGUAUAUGAUGUUGGCCUUAUUAUUGGUGGAACAGUCAGGAGCAUCUGUGUGUAGUGGGCAGCUCCUCUUCGUUCUUGUUGCACCCACUAGGUUGAGAUUGCAUGCUGAUGCCUUUGCAUAAUGGUACGGGAGAGCAAGCAAGAAAUCAACAGCCAUGAAUGGGAAGAGUGUGUGGAGGUAAACCCACUGAUUGCGUGUAUGAUGUUGGCCUUGCCAUGGGUGGAACAGCCAGCAGCAUCAACCAGUUGGUGACAUGAGUGGUAACAGUUGGAGCAUCACCAGAAUCAUUUGAGAGCGGCCCCUUUCCCCAUGCAUUUGGUCCUCGGCCUUCUUGGCCAUGCUCGUUCCAGUCCUUUUGCUGACAAUGUUGACCUGCCGUUUCACCCGCCUAUGUGGUGCCGGUCUCCUCAGGUGAUGGCAAUUUAAGGGCUCCCAUUGAUCAGUAGUAGCAGCGAAUGGUGGAGUGAAGGGAUACCCUUUCCACUGCUUCCCACCUGUGUGUCAUCAAUUGAUUGAUUAGUGCACAUUGGGCAUGUUUCAUGUAUCCGCUGCUGGUCUGCCCUUGUCGUGUGCCAUCAGGCGACAUCCUGUCGUGUCACCACCUCUCUCAACGCCACCUCUCUUUCAGUCUUUGGCCUUUUCCGCUUCUGGUGCAUGCCUAAAGGAGCAGAUAGAAAAUCCUUAGUGCCCUUGAUUCACUCUCUCCCUUCUCUUUGAUCUCCUUCUGCACUGAGUAAAAGUGCUAUAUCACAAUUUGCGGAUGAGUGCUGUCCAGGAGGCCGCCCUUUCUUCUCUGCCCACAAUGCUAUAACUAACAGCUUCAGGUGUCUGAGCGUGGCGAGUUCUUCACCUUCACCUCCCGCCUCCGUCUGCCGAGCAUCGCAUGUCGAGUCCUGUUUUUCCUUUCAGGCGUGUGGACAUUUUUGCCAAGCUUUCUGUGUGUCCUCUUAUAACUCAACACAUUUGAUAGGGUGAUGGCUUGCUUGGGAACGGUCUUCAGUCUGACGGGCCUCAUCGAGACCCGUUAUGCGAACCUGUGCCGGUCAUGUGGACUAGAGUCCCACCUGGUAGCACUUGAUGACGAUACUACCAUGCAUUGCUGGGCACCCAGGGAACGGUUUGCAGAUGACCCAAGACCAGCACUGCAGGCGGGGGAUGCUCCAGUAGCAGCGGAGGGAGGAGCAGGAGGACUGCUGGGGGAAGGUGGGGAACGUCUGAGGGUGCACUCACAAACGUUGAAGACAGUGGCAACAUAUAAGAAGAAGAGUAAGGGAGGUGGGUUCCCUCUUGUUCUCAUCCACGGUUUUGGAGCAACUGCUCUUUUCCAGUGGCCCGAGCAGGUGAAAGAGCUCUCUUCCGUCUUUGAUCUAUAUGUGCCAGACCUCCUUUUCUUUGGGAAAUCGACAACGAGGAGACCCGAGCGUUCAGAGACGUUUCAGGCAGAGUGUCUCCUGAAACUUCUCACAAAACUCUCUGUUGGUCAGUUCAACAUUGUAGGUCUUAGUUAUGGCGGUUUUGUUGCUUUCCGUAUGGCAGCACUCGAGCCUGAUCGUGUGAAGAAGGUGGUGGUGACAGACUGCCCUGGGGCGGUGAUGACAAAGGACGAUUACCAAGAGUUGUUGAAAAGAUGCGGCGUCAAAAACAUCACAGAUCUCUUACUUCCUAAGAGGCCGAAGGAUCUGAGACGCCUCUUAGAGCUCGCCUAUCACCGUCCAAGGUGGUUGCCCGUCUGCGUGCUGAUGGACGCUUAUCAUGCGCUAUUCACCGACAUGGUGGACGAGAAAAGGGAGCUCUUGCAAGCUGUCAUGACCUAUCUAGAUGACCCACCUGUAAAAGAUUUGGAAGGUCUGUCGCAGCAGUUCUUGAUAGUUUGGGGUGAGAGGGAUGUGGUGUUUCCAGUGGAAUUGGCCACGAGACUAGCCCAGUCUUUGGGGUCGACAAGGGCAAGGAUAGCAAUUCUGGAGGACAGCGGGCAUGUUCCCCAGCUAGAACACCCUAAGGAAUAUAAUCAGCUUCUGAAGAAUUUUCUCCUUGCACAAGAAUAGCAAUAGGUAGAGUGUUCACGACAACUGGUUUACGUAAUUGGCACGCUUCAAGAGAUCUCCCGGUGUGUGUUAGUAAAUCAUUAUUGUUUCAGUACCAUAACACCCUAAGGAACAUAAUCAGUUUGUGAAUAAUUUUCUCCUUGCACAAGAAGAUAGCAGUAGCUUGUAGGUAGAGUAUUCACGACAACUGGUUUACGUAAUUGGCACGCUUCAGGAGAUCUCCUGGUGUGCGUUAAUAACUUAGUCAUUACUGUUUCAGAACCAUUGACACUUUUGCGCCAUUCCUCAGCCACUAACUACCGAGAUGAACGAGGCAAGAGAUGCUGCUGAUGUGGCUGCUUGAUGUCAUUAUAUUCUGAACGGCAGAGGGAUCAGGGAAGACACUGAGGAUGAGGGAGAAGAGGCUCCACUCACUGAGGUGAUGCUUACACAUAUGUCUGUUGGUGCUAAGGAACUGUCAAACCGAUUUAUUGGACUGUGGAUGAGAGGAUGGCCGUGAGCUAGGCACGCGCUGAUGACCCUGCUCGUCACACCACACCGUUUUUGCAAGUCGGUGGGUCGGAGGUUCUCAAUCAGUAGGGGGAAUGAGAUGACAGAAAACGAAAUGAUGCUGCUGCGGAUGUUUGCUAGUCCUUGUGGGUGCUCAAAUUGGGAGGCCUGUGCAUUGGGAUGGGCAAAAACAGGUGAUUGCUACAAGUUGGAAGAAUAGUUGACCUUAUAGAGUUGUUUUCGGGCGAAAUGAAGUGUACCUUUGCCU
Chara braunii is the source of this 3130-nucleotide messenger RNA. The record is from the annotation of a GenBank genome assembly. NCBI's taxonomy places the organism in Eukaryota, Viridiplantae, Streptophyta, Charophyceae, Charales, Characeae.